AUGACGUCGUACCUGCCCUUCGCGCAGUCGAAUCUGUUCCGCACCAAGCGGAAAAUGUCGGGACCCGUAGGCUCCUGGGGCCCGCUGGACGAGAAGAACGCGGUAUCGUGGCCUGAUAUCAACAGCUCCCCGGUGACUGUCGGAGGAGGCCGCAGCCCCAGACACUGGUGCGACUCGGUAGACUACCGUGAGGUGGUGAGCUUCGUGCUGUUCGCGCUCUACAUGGUGGCCGACGUAGGCCUCGGCGUCAUGGUGUGGGUCACUUUUUUCAAGUUUAUCAUCGAGCCCGACCAGAAUCGCUCGCGCGCUACCUGGGGAGGCAUUUGGCUGCUCUUCGCCGGCACUUUCUUCUACGUGCGACGUCUCGUGCGCUCCCGCGUGGAUGUCCAUCUGCGCGGCAUGAUGGACCACGCCGAGAUCUUCGUAGCCAUGUCGCUCGUCAUGGUGUUCUCUGUCAACAUCGCCUUCUACCUGCACGUGCCUGCCACGAUGCCGCUCAAGGAUCUGGGCUUCAUGCUGAUUCCAGAGCAGGGUCUUCACUCUAAGUGGCGGCCAGUGAGCGACAUCCUGACCGCCGGCGUGCCUGUCAUGUUCCUGCUGCAAACGGUCUUCAUGACUCGCCCCAACCGUUGCCGCAUCGUGUCGUCCUUCUUCCGCAUCGCCACGAUCUGCUAUUUCCUGCGCAUGCUUACGGUGUCAGUGACGUCGCUUCCCGGUCCUGCGCCACACUGCCGUGCAGGCAGCCCCGACUACUUUCCUCCAACCACGUGGGUCGAUAUUGUCACGCGCGUCGGACCCAUUUACGGCAACUACAACUCGUGCGGUGACCUCAUUUUUUCGGGACACAUGGCGUAUACAAACUCGGCCGUACUGCUGUAUCUACGCACGCUGGACCGUAAUUUUGCUGGCCGGACCGCCUCAAAGAUCCGCUGGGCGUGUGGCAUGGCGUACCUUGUGAUCUUGGCGGUGCUGUGCAUUGCUGGCCGCAAACACUACACGGUGGACGUUGUGCUGGGACUGAUCAUUUCGACUCUAGUGUUUUUCCACUUUGAGCACAGCUGGACGCCGCUGUGCUUCCAGGUGCCGCAUGGUUUGCUGCCUGUGGGUGACUUGCAGCGGAUCUACGGGUCACAAUGGCGGAAACGCUUCAGUAUGGACGUUCCCGACGAGGCGCUGAACGAGCUGGACGACGCCGAGGGAGACGAGGAGGCUCGACGGCUGCUCAAGACGAACGCAUCGACGUAUAACCAGGUACAGCUCAUCUGCUAG
This is a messenger RNA of Phytophthora nicotianae INRA-310, 1269 nucleotides long. RefSeq lists its product as hypothetical. The record is from RefSeq and is a predicted model, not a curated record. Gene Ontology annotation, molecular function: sphingomyelin synthase activity; ceramide cholinephosphotransferase activity. Gene Ontology annotation, cellular component: Golgi membrane; endoplasmic reticulum membrane. NCBI's taxonomy places the organism in Eukaryota, Oomycota, Peronosporomycetes, Peronosporales, Peronosporaceae. The transcript has a single exon. Gene Ontology annotation, biological process: ceramide biosynthetic process. Bases 1 to 1269 code for a protein of 422 amino acids.